Messenger RNA from Cornus florida, 1282 nucleotides. RefSeq names its product autophagy protein 5. Gene Ontology annotation, biological process: C-terminal protein lipidation; nucleophagy; autophagy of mitochondrion. Bases 78 to 1157 code for a protein of 359 amino acids. The record is from RefSeq and is a predicted model, not a curated record. The transcript has 8 exons. Lineage: Eukaryota; Viridiplantae; Streptophyta; Magnoliopsida; Cornales; Cornaceae. Gene Ontology annotation, cellular component: Atg12-Atg5-Atg16 complex; phagophore assembly site membrane; cytoplasm.
UAACCUUUUAAGUGACAUGAACAGUCGAUGCCUCCCUCUACAUCUCUUUCUCUCUCUAGAAUCGAAGAGGAGGAGAGAUGGAUAGAGGAACGGAAGCGCAGAAGUACGUUUGGGAAGGAUCGAUUCCGCUGCAGAUUCAUCUCGACGAAUCCGAAGUCACCACUCUACCUCCCCCUCAACCCGCUCUGAUCUUAGCUCCACGGAUAGGAUACUUGCCUUUGUUAGUUCCGCACAUUAAGCCCUUCUUCAGCAGUUCACUUCCACCUGGGGUAGAUACUGUAUGGUUUGACUACAAAGGGUUGCCUUUGAAGUGGUAUAUACCGACAGGAGUUCUUUUUGAUCUUCUUUGUGCAGAACCUGAAAGACCAUGGAACCUAACGGUACAUUUUAGAGGAUACCCAGGAAGUAUUUUGACCCCUUGUGAGGGUGAAGACAGCGUCAAAUGGAGCUUUAUCAAUUCAUUGAAAGAGGCGGCAUAUAUAAUCUAUGGGAACUGCAAGAAUGUCAUGAAUAUGUCCCAAAAUGAUCAAGUGGAACUUUGGCGUGCUGUCUUGAAUGGGAACUUGGAAGCCUACCUCCGGGUUUCAUCUAAGCUCAAACUUGGAACGGGUGGAGAGGAGCUUUUAGCGAAACUGAAUUCACUCACUUUAAAAAGCGGACAAAGCACAGUUGAGACAGAUACUACUGGACCAGUCAAAACAGGUAGAAUUCCAGUUCGAUUGUAUGUUUGGAGUGUCAAUGGAGACUUUGAUGAUUUAGAAGACGCACCUUCUAUUGAUACUUGGGACAAAAUCUCUUAUAUAAACCGACCUGUUGAGAUUCAUGGAGAAGGUUCUGCAGGUAAAUGCUACACUUUACGCGAUGCAGUGAAAACUCUUCUGCCUGAGCUUUUCGACAGCAAACCCUUGAACAUCGAUGAAAUAUCGAGAACAGAAGUUGAGGAUGAACAGAAAUCGCCUUCAGAAGAAGGGGAAACAUUGUGUGAACAAUUGGAGUCGUGCCCAUCGGAUAAUGCUGAGAUCAAACUCGUCCGCAUUCAAGGGAUUGAGCCAAAAUUGGAGAUCCCUUUUACCUGGGUGGUGAACAACUUGAUGAACCCUGAGCAUUUUCUCCACGUUUGUGUUUACGUCAAAGUUACUGAACCAAUUACUAUGUGACACGUACAGUUUCAUGUCUUGCACCAUAUCAUUUCAGUGACUUAGUUUUUCAGGCACUAGAAAAUCUCUCAUUCAUGUAUAGAAUUGUACAGCAAAUUAAAAUUUGUCAAUAAUUCAUUUUCUUA